This is a messenger RNA of Talaromyces rugulosus, 840 nucleotides long. RefSeq lists its product as uncharacterized. Bases 1 to 840 code for a protein of 279 amino acids. NCBI's taxonomy places the organism in Eukaryota, Fungi, Ascomycota, Eurotiomycetes, Eurotiales, Trichocomaceae. The record is from RefSeq and is a predicted model, not a curated record. The transcript has a single exon.
AUGAAAGGAGACCCUGAGUUUGUUAUUCUCAAGUAUUCAACCUGGCUAGACGCCGUCAAAUUUGAGGACAAAAUCCUUGGAUCUAUUGUCAGGCAUUACCUGCGGCCAACAAAUGCCUAUGUGCCCGAGAGUCCUCUCCAGUACAAUGGUGACGAACUGGUAGAAGGCUCUUUUACCGACUUUGUGGUUGAAAGUUGCAGUUCUGAACUCCGGGAUACGAAUGCAUCGCUCCAGUCUGUCGCCGGGUUCACCCUCAGGGGGAGCGCAACGGACACCGUGCAUCUACAGGGGAAAUUUAUCAGAUACAAACGCUUGCAGCAGCACGACAGAUUUUGGCUCCAGCUCAGCCAGGAUGAGGCCGUGAGAGCGAGCGUGCCUGCCUGGAUGUCAACAUUCAAUUCUAGAGCAAAGCCGGUGUGUCUGGUUGUCGGCAUUAUGAUUUGCGAAGAUGUGGAUGUUUCCUUUGCAGGGAAGCAGAGUAUCGAACGUGAAGGAAAUGUCGAAUUACCUCUGGGCAUGAUAACCCUGGCGGCCGGUGUGCCCAAUCCACUGGGUAAUACUGGUAAUCCGCAGGCGCACCUAUCGGAUAGUAGCAAUAAGGCUACUAUUUUUAAGGCGAAAAGUGGGAAUAGCAAAAUUUUCGCGCUUGAAUUGAGGAAGGUUACUACAGCCUUUUUGAGGCGAAGGGAGUUGAGACUGAAAGACGAUGGGCCAGAUGUUGACAAUGGCCGACUUCUUGGCAAUUCUGAUGAUGAAGAAGAAGAAGAAGAAGAAGAAGAAGAAGAUGAGUUGGUUCUUGAAGACAUCAGCAUUGAAGAUUUUGCUGAGAUGGAUGUGUGA